This is a messenger RNA of Python bivittatus (Burmese python), 543 nucleotides long. RefSeq names its product WD repeat domain 83 opposite strand (gene WDR83OS). Gene Ontology annotation, molecular function: protein folding chaperone. Gene Ontology annotation, cellular component: endoplasmic reticulum membrane. Lineage: Eukaryota; Metazoa; Chordata; Lepidosauria; Squamata; Pythonidae. The record is from RefSeq and is a predicted model, not a curated record. Gene Ontology annotation, biological process: protein insertion into ER membrane.
GAAGCGGAAGUUGCUGCAGCCCGAAGAAAGUCGGUCUCAGUAGCCCGCGGCAAAGUGGGAUGUCUAGCAACAAUAUGGCAGAUCCGCGGCGUCCGAACCGCAUUCUCAGAUACAAACCUCCAACUACAGAAAACAAUCCUACCUUGGAAGAUCCCACACCAGAUUAUAUGAAUCUGCUAGGAAUGAUUUUCAGCAUGUGUGGCUUAAUGCUGAAACUAAAGUGGUGUGCUUGGAUUGCUGUCUACUGCUCGUUUAUCAGCUUUGCCAACUCUAGGAGCUCAGAAGACACCAAACAGAUGAUGAGCAGUUUCAUGUUGUCCAUCUCUGCUGUAGUGAUGUCCUAUCUUCAAAAUCCCCAGCCCAUGUCUCCUCCUUGGUGAAAAGAUAAUACCUUUCUUUAAAACUCCUUGCCAAGUAGAGGUGCGAUCCUGUUGGAUGUGGAACAUUUUCUUAGAUAACAUAAACUUAAUUGCACAAGUAUACCAUUGCAACAUAUUGGGAAUAUUUACUUUGCUAUCAAUAAAGUAAUUAUUAUUAAAGAUG